UUGUCAUAAGACGGGGCUUUUAUGGCAGUUGCGGACAUAGACAAUUAGGAAGUGAUUAGAUAACUGGAGUGUGUUCUUAUCAUAGGUCCCUAUUCAGUUCAGUGGUCGUGGGACUUUAUCCUAGACUGUACCACCCCCUUCUUGUUUCACGAUUGGUUGCAUAGAGACGUGCAGCAGAACCAGGAAGUGUGGAAAGGGACAAACCAGGAACUGCGUUCAAAAUGGUGUCACUUAUCUGCACGCUCCAGCACCACACAGCUGACGUAAACUGGUGUGCGUUCUCUCGCAACCUGCUGGCAACUUGCUCUUCCGAUAAGACUAUUCGCAUAUUCUCCAGUCUUGAUUUCUCUGAGCUUCCAUUCUCCCCACUCACUGGCCAUGGGUACGCGGUCCAUUGCUGUUGCUUCACACCCUGCGGGCAGUUCCUAGCAUCUUGCUCAACAGAUGGCACUAUGAUUGUUUGGAGCAUGGGCACGGGAGAAAUGGUGGCCGCGUUUGAUCAUCCUGGUCGAAGCCCAGUCAGAGUUUGCGCUUUGUCAGCCGACUCCUCCUACUUGGUUUCCGGAGCUUCUGAUGGGACAUUUGCGCUUUGGGACUUCAGCUCCAGAACACUGCGCAGAACUGGGAUUGUGGACGAAGCUUCGUUGGUUGCAUGCUCCGUGAGUCCGUGUGGUCAGAUAUUCGUCACAGGAUCCACCAAUGGGGAUCUGAGAAUCUGGAACCUGGAAGCGAAGCAGCUCCACGCUGAGAGGAAUGCCCACGACCUUGGGGUGACCUGCUGCCACUUUUCUUCCCAGAUUCAUAUUGAGGGAGAGGUGGUGACGGUUCGAUUGGCCUCCUGUGGCCAGGACAGCCUGCUGAAGAUAUGGACCGUCUCACAGCUCACUCCUGCAGGCUGUACCAUGCAGCUGGUGCACACCCUCACCGCACAGUCCGCCCCGGUGCUGUCCUGCUCCUUCUCCUCUGAUGGACGGCUGCUGGUCUCCAGCUCUGUGGAUAAAACUGUCACAGUUUACAAUGCUAGCCAAGGAGACUUGCUUCACACUUUGAACCAACACGAAAGAUACGUGGCGGCGUGCGCCUUCUCGCCCGGGGCGUCUCUGAUGGCCACCGGCUCCAUGGACAGGACGGUGAACGUGUGGAGGCUGGGGGAUAGAGUCAUAGAGGGGGGCGACGGAGGAGAAUCGCUGGCUGCUGAAACCACAAAUGCUUCUUGGAAAGGGAAGGACCGGCCGGGGGGUCACACGAGGCUGCUGGUGAGGGACUGGUCCGAGGAAGACGUCCAGGCUUGGCUGCGGGAGGAAGGGCUGGAGGCGUUGGCCGGCACGUUCCGGAACAACGACAUCGACGGGGCGGAGCUCCUGGCCCUGACCAAGGAAAGCCUGGCCGCAGAACUGAAAAUCGAUUCAGUUGGCCUUCGGAAUAAACUGAUCCGGAAGAUCGAGGAGCUGAAGGCGACGCUGGUCUGCACGGACGGUCCGGACGAGUACCUGUGCCCCAUCACCAGGGAGGUGAUGAAAGACCCAGUCAUCGCCGCAGAUGGCUAUUCCUACGAGAGGGAGGCAAUCCAGUGUUGGAUUGAUUCAAAGAAUCGUUCCAGCCCCAUGACGAAUCUACCUCUGCAGACAACUAUGCUUACUCCAAACAGAACCCUGAAGAUGGCUAUAGAUCGCUGGAGGAGCAGUCGGUCGUAAGUAGUCGGCCUAACUCAGAAAAACAAUUCGGAGAAACUAAGGCUACUAGAAAUGGACAAUUGAAUGAAUAACAAUCAAUCAAUUUCUGAACAUUCAUAUUUGUUGAAAAAAAUGUCAGCUCCAGUGGACACACUGCAUAUGCAUAUGACUGACCAUGGAACAACUGCACAUGUAUGUAUGUGUAUAUGAUUAUAAUGGACCUGCUGCACAUGUAUGUAUGUGUAUAUCAUUUACCAUGGACACAGAAAAUGUAUGUAUAUGUGUAAUAAAUAAUAACAAUUUUAAGGUUUCAUAGUUUUCCACUGGGACUUUAUUUUCCCAUUGUUGGUAUGGCAGUAAUGUUCUAUUAACAGUAUGUGAUAACAGCAGUACAGCUCACAAUACUGAAAACAUGUCAACGUUUGCAAAUAACAUACAUAUUAAAAUAUAGUAAUGCCCCCUCCCCCCAAACUCUUUAUUUAUAGAUUUUUUAUAUUUCUUUGUUAUAAAUUGUAACUGUCGCAUG
Anguilla anguilla (European eel) is the source of this 2199-nucleotide messenger RNA. RefSeq names its product WD repeat, SAM and U-box domain-containing protein 1-like. Gene Ontology annotation, biological process: protein ubiquitination. The transcript has 13 exons. Gene Ontology annotation, molecular function: ubiquitin-protein transferase activity; protein binding. Bases 222 to 1694 code for a protein of 490 amino acids. Lineage: Eukaryota; Metazoa; Chordata; Actinopteri; Anguilliformes; Anguillidae. The record is from RefSeq and is a predicted model, not a curated record.